Alternaria alternata is the source of this 2276-nucleotide messenger RNA. RefSeq names its product WD40 repeat-like protein. Gene Ontology annotation, cellular component: THO complex part of transcription export complex. Gene Ontology annotation, biological process: mRNA export from nucleus. The coding region runs from base 64 to 2037 and encodes 657 amino acids. The transcript has 4 exons. Lineage: Eukaryota; Fungi; Ascomycota; Dothideomycetes; Pleosporales; Pleosporaceae. The record is from RefSeq and is a predicted model, not a curated record. Gene Ontology annotation, molecular function: oxidoreductase activity; protein binding.
CUUGAAUUGAGCGCCAACCCAUACACGACACAACACGGCUGUCGCAUUGCUACCAAACGGACCAUGGCGCCCCCGAUACGUGCGCGCUCAAUCAAGUCAGACGCUUUCCACGAACACUUCAGGAAGCUCAAAACAUCAGUCUACCAAGACAGUCCCCGCCCAAACGCCGUAUCCACCUCGCACUACAUCCGCUCAAUAUCCUGGAAUGCGUCUGGUACAUUUAUUGCAACGGGUGCCGCGGACAGGACACUGCGCAUCUGGAACCCUGAAAAGACCAAUUCCAAGAACUCGACUGAGUUGCGCACGCCCAACACGACGGCCUCGCUAGAGCGCGUUUCCUUUCACCCAAUCAACGAGAACGAGCUGGCAAGCGCUACUUCAGAUGGCAUGGUCAGGUUCUGGGACAUACGGUCCAAAGCUAGCGUGGGUGAAGUCAAGGUUGGCGAGUGCCCGUUUACGCUGGCGUGGACACCAGAUGGCAACGGACUGGUCGCAGGAAGAAAGGAUAAUCUCCUCACCACCAUCGAUCGAUCGACGCUCAGCGUCGUCUCGGAGCACCAACAAGUCUACCAAACCAACCAAUGCGUCUUCGACUGGUCAGGCAACCACCUCUACUCGACAGUCGGCGACGGCAGUGUGCGACUCCUGAAAUACCCGUCGUUUGAGAAUACGCUCACACUCAAUGCUCACACCUCGGCAUGCUACGCCGUAUCACUAUCACCCAGCGGCGAGUAUCUGGCGGCUGGUGGCGGUGACGCGCUCAUCUCGCUCUGGGAUACACAGGAAUGGAUAUGCACACGCACGCUGGAAUUGACGGGCGGUAUCAUCAAGUCGGUCGACUUCUCCUUCGACGGCAGCUACGUCACUGCUGGCUCCGACGACAAAGAGGAGAAGAAGAUUCGUAUUGCGCACGUUCAUACUGGCGAGAUUGUACACACGAUUGAUGUUCCAACACCGGCAUUACAUGUCGCCUGGCAUCCAUGCCGGUACAUACUGGCGUAUUCGGCGGAAAACCUGGGAUUGAAGAUUAUACCUUCGGAUUACCACUACACCAUCUACGACUCUAUCAUCAUGGAUGUAACAACGCCAAUCAGGCCAGCCGAUCUCUUCUCAGCGAAAGGACUAGUAGUAAUCAUAACAGGCGGAGGCAGCGGUCUCGGUCUCGCCAUCGCAUCCGCCCUACACCAGAAUGGCGCUGAACGCGUAUACCUCCUCGGCCGGCGCGCCGACGUGCUCGACAACGCCGCCAACAACCUCCAAUCCAAUACACCGCGCACCUCGCAAAGCAGCAGCGGCUCCGUCCAUGGCAUCCCCUGCGACGUAACAGACCUGACCUCUGUCCGGGCCGCCGCCGAAACCAUAAAGAAGGACAUUGGCUAUGUCGACGUCCUGAUCAACAACGCGGGUGUCAUCGGACCCAAAAACGGCGCCGACAUCUACAAAGCAGAGUCGAUCCAACAACUCGCCGACACCAUGGUCGCCGGCUACGACGACUGGUCCCAAGCCAUGGCUAUCAACACGCAAUCCGUCAUCGGCGUCAGCGCUACCUUCCUCCCUCUCCUCGAAGCAGCAAACACACGCCGCGGAUGGGCUCCGGGCAAAGUAACAGGCACAGGCAAUGCGCGGGCGCGCGAUACUUCCGCCGCGGAGGCCAACGGCAUCGAUACCGACGACGACCGCAUGGCGCACAUCAUCACCGUCGCGUCAGUCGCGUCGUAUAUGCGCUGGAUAUCCGCGGGUCUGGCGUACAAUGCUAGUAAAGCGGCGGCUGCACACUUGGGCAAGAUGAUGGCAACGUUCUUGUCCGAGUGGGGUGUCAGGAGUAAUAUCGUUUGUCCAGGGCCUUAUCCGAGUGAGAUGACGGCUGGUAUACACCCGGUUUAUGGCACGAAUCAGAUUCCGCAGGGGAGGAUGGGCGGGAUUGGUGAUAUUAGCGGAUUGAUGCUUUUCUUGGUUGGUAAAGGUGGGGCCUAUGUCAAUGGGACUACGCAGCUUACUGAUGGUGGGAGGGUGGGCGUGUUUCCUGCUGUGUAUUAGGUUGGGUGUUGUUUGGGACGUUUGGGUUUGAGGUUCCCCCUGGGAUUUGUAUAGAUGGUCAUGGUGGAAACUUCACUCAGAUACAUGGCGUCUUCUGAGUGUCUUGUAUCAGCAUCCUGGAACAUGUUCGACUCGGCUUUUACCUGUUCCAGAUGAAUUUAUAGAUGAUCCGUCACUUCUUGUGCAAUAUCACAAAUGUACUCACAGAUUUAGAUUGAAUAGGAAAAUGCCGCUCACAC